UGGAGGGACGGGUCCGAUGCGGCAGAAUCGGCCAGGCCCGGACUCGCUCUCCUGAGGGAGCGGGAGAGGCGGGAGCGCCCGCGGGCCCGGUCUCCGGAGCCGGCCCCGCGGGGCGGGCCGACGCGCCAUGGCGGAGCUCGGGGACGAACCAGAGGUCGCGGCGGGGAGCCGGCUCGUGUGGGGGAGGCGGAGGGCGGUGAGCCACCUGAACGACGUGGCAGCCAUUCCCUACUUCCCGAGACCCCUCCCCAUUCGGCCGCCCUCCCGCCCUCUCGCGGCUGGCUGCGGCGAGGCUGUUCUUCCCGGGCCGGACAGAGAGCGGCAGUGUCUCCCCGCCCGGCACUCGCCGCGCGUUCCCCCCCCCCGCCCCCCGCCCCAGCGGCCGCCGCUGCUCGCCAGCCCAGCGCCGCGCCGGAGAGCGCAGUGGCGGCGGCGGGAAAGGGCUGCGGACCCGCGGCGCCGCGUCGCGCACUCGACGACGCGGCCCCGGCCUCGACGCCCUCCACCCGCUCUCGGAGCAGUUGAAAAUGCAAUGGAUUGUCUAUUAGAAUUAUCUGCCACUGAUGCCAAGGUAGAAGAAUCGUCUUCAAAAAGCUUUGUUGCUUCGGAGAACCAAGUAAAUGCUGUGGGACAUGAAAUAAUGGAAAAGUAUCCUCCUGAAGAAGAGAAUGAAGAUUCAAAAAUGGAUUCAUUUUUGGACAUGCAGCUAACUGAAGACUUGGAUUCUUUAAUACAGAAUGCUUUUGAGAAAUUGAACUCUUCUCCUGAUGACCAAGUAUACACAUUUUUGCCUUUGGAGGGUGUUAAUAGUUUUAGUGACCCGAGUGCAUUUAUAAAUUCUGAUUCAAGUAAUAUGACUCCCAUUCUUUGUACACAAAAUAUGGAAUUGGACAGUGAAAAUUUAGAGAAUUCUGCCUCUGCAUUAAGUUCAAACACCUUAAUUUCACCUUCUGCUUCUAAUGAGUCCAAAAGUUUUAUAAAGGAUGACACAUUGGCAUUGGAAGAUUCUCUUCUCAGUAGUUCUUUAAAUGUGGCAAAUGACACUAUGGUGGGUGGUAGCAAUCUCAGUCAAAGACAGAAAGAGCUUUUAGAAUCUGAGUGUGUUGAGACUCCGUUCUCUCCAGCCCCUGUAGAUUUGGAUGCCAGUGAACCUCAGGCUCCGUUAAGCCUUACUGUGCAAAAUCUGGGGCUUGAUUUACUAGGUACAAGUGGGGAUCAGAAAUCUACUUCUGUCCCUGAUGCGUUUGUACCUUCUGAAGAAUUCAGUUUCAAUCCACACAAACAUACUGAACUGCCGUCAAAGGGGAAGGAUGUGAAUUACUGCCCUGUACUUACCCCUCUCCCUCUACUGCUGCCUCCUCCUCCUCCACCAAUGUGGAAUCCAAUGAUUCCUGCUUUUGAUCUCUUUCAAGGAAAUCAUGGCUUUGUAGCUCCUGUUGUAACCACCACUACACACUGGAGACCGAUCAACUACACAUUUCCCCCUCCAGUUAUUUCUCACACUUCCCCAACAAAGGUAUGGAGAAAUAAAGAGGGAACAAGUGCUUAUCAAGUACAAGAAACCCCAGUUUCUCAGGUUGUAAGAAAGAAGACAUCAUCUUAUGUUGGACUAGUUCUUGUUCUUCUCAGAGGGCUUCCAGGAUCAGGAAAAUCUUUUUUGGCAAGGACUUUGCAAGAGGAUAAUCCAAGUGGAGUUAUUCUUAGUACUGAUGAUUAUUUUUACAUAAAUGGACAGUACCAGUUUGAUGUAAAGUACUUAGGAGAAGCACAUGAAUGGAACCAGAAUCGUGCGAAAGAAGCGUUUGAGAAGAAGGUGUCUCCUAUAAUAAUAGACAAUACAAACCUACAGGCAUGGGAAAUGAAGCCAUAUGUUUCUUUGUCUCAAAAACAUAAAUACAAAGUCCUUUUCCGGGAACCGGACACAUGGUGGAAGUUCAAACCAAAGGAACUUGCAAGGCGUAAUAUUCAUGGGGUAAGCAAAGAAAAAAUAGCAAGAAUGUUGGAACAUUAUCAGCGUUUUGUUUCAGUGCCAAUAAUCAUGAGUUCUUCAGUUCCAGAGAAAAGUGAACGUAUUGAGUUGUUUGUCUAUUCUUGUGAGGACAUCAGUACUAGCCCAAGAGACAAUGAAAAAGAAGAAAAUGUUUUAUCCUCAUCUUUGAAGCAUCUAGAGUUAACUGAAGAGAAGAAACUUGAAGUAACCAAAGAAACUAUAUUACCUGAGAAUGUUACAUAUCUCUCUAAUGCAGAUUUAAACAAAGGAAGAAAAGAAAUAAGUGGUAUGAAUCCUGACAUUCAGAGUGCUUUCAUUCAGGAAGUUUCAGACAUGUAUUUUUCUGAUUCUGAAAGCAAAGUACAGGCAAAAGAAAAAGGUAAAAAAGAAGAGCAGGUAGAACUGGCUUCUGAAAAAGAGUAUAGUAAAACUGAUGCAGAUAGUGUUGUCGAGAGAUUGUCGCCGAGUAUUUGCUCUGGUGAAAAUAAUCAAGAAGACUAUGAUCUUUCAAAUACUAUACCAUUUCAUAAUGAAAAAUCCUCACUGGGUGAAACAUUGGAAGAAAGAGCCACAGUAAGGAAAAAAACCUUUGGAAAACAAAAAAGCAAGUCAGCUUUGGAAAAGUUCCCGACGAGACAUGAGCUAUCAAAUUUUGUUGGUGACUGGCCAGUUGAUAAGACUAUUAGUCAGAGGACAAAAAGGAACCGAAAAACUGAAAAAGCUUCAUCUGGUCAAAGUGACAAAAAAUAUAAUCGCCUUCAGUCACGCAAAGGAUUAGAUAAUACUCUAUCUGCGAAUAUAGAUCAUAUCCAGCAACGAGAAUCUCCGCAUGAAAGUACAGAGGAUGACAAGAAGUCACAGUAUGAUGAUGCUUCAGAAUCUUUCAAUAGCUGUCAGUAUGAUACAUAUAAAAAUACUGAAAAACAGUCAUUCAGCAUUGUGGGUGACUGGCCUUCGUCUGAUUCCUUAGCUCAGAGAGAGCACAGAUCAAGAAUGCCGAAGGAUGGUUUGAAGGAACCCAACCUAGAAUUUGGAACAAAAGACAGUAUGAAUGAAAUAUCCUUCUACACAGCACAUGAGACCUGUUGUUGGGGCACAAGCCCUGAAGAACUGAAAACCCUGGGUAGUUCCACUCUAGGAAAUUCUGAAACGCUACCCAAUGAAAUGACCUAUGAGAAUAAGACUUUUCCAAGUAAAAAGAUUCAUAGACAGCACACAUUGUCUCUUACUUUUACCAGUAGUGGGCCAACUAUUCCUGGAGUAGUAGGACCACAAACUUUAGCUGAAUUUCCAGAAGGAAAAUCUAAAAAAGUCCCUAGAAUAGAAGAAGGCAUGUAUACCCAGACUGAACCACAGGAUUUUGCUCUCUUAUGGAAAAUAGAAAAGAAUAAAAUUAGUGUUUCAGAUUCUGUGAGAGUAUUAACAGGACGAUUAGAUGGAUUUAAACCAAAAGCUUUCAAUAUUAACACAAAAUUAGAUGUUCAAGAAACAAUUCCAUAUAGGGUAAUGUAUGACAAAAGCACGUAUGUUGAAGAAAGUGAGCUUACCAGUACUGAUGAAUCUGAAAAUCUUAACAUUCUUUGUAAACUCUUUGGAUCCUUUUCAUUAGAAGCCCUAAAAGACUUAUAUGAGAGGUGUAACAAAGAUAUUAUUUGGGCCACAAGCCUUUUGUUGGAUUCUGAAACUAAAUUAUGUGAGGAUACUGAAUUUGAGAAUAUCCAAAAAUCAUAUGAUGAAGCACAAACUGGGCCAUUUUCUCUGGGAUUAAAUUUGAAGGAAAUAAUUAGCCAAAGAGGAACCUUGGAGGAUUCUAAUUCAUCUGUGCCAGAAUUUAGCCAUGGCACUGCUGUCAGUAACACUAAUGUACAGUCCACCUGUGAUUCAGAAGAUAGAAACCCAGAGCAGGCAGAAAUAAGAGCUAUCACUACUGAAAAACCUGGAUACCCAGAGCAGGCAGAAAUAAGAGCUAUCACUACUGAAAAACCUGGAUUAAUAACGGGUUUAUUUCCUAAUGCCACUCUAGAUCUAAAGAAUACUAAUGAAGUACUUCCCAGUAGCCAGGCAGAACUUCCAGAUCUGUAUAACAUUAAGCAGUCUUUUCCAGGUACUCUAAAAGCUACUGUCGCUAAAGAUGUGAAUGAAAUGGAGAAGAAUCUAGAAGUCACAGAGAUUGGAGACAGUAUACAUUCUUCUUUGAAUUUGUCUGAUAUUUUAAACUCUGUAUCAAGCACUUCAAAUCUUGAAUUAAGUGAAGAAGUUGAUUUAACUGACUCUCUUGAAAUAAAGAAAAAUGAAAAUCUUCCAAAGGAUUAUGUGAAAUUUCCAAACACUGAAGAAUUUAUGAAUGAAGAUGAACAGGAAAUGGAAAAAAUUCUAAUGGCUGAGGGCACUUUGUCAGCUGGAGUUAAUGAAGAAGAUAAAACUGAGACAUUGAAUCCCAUGCCAGUGAUGGCCAAAUCUCUGACCAUAGACUGUCUGGAAUUGGCAUUACCGCCUGAGCUGGCUUUUCAGCUCAAUGAAUUAUUUGGCCCUGUUGGUAUUGAUUCAGGGUCUCUAACAGUUGAGGAUUGUGUUGUUCAUAUAGAUCUGAAUCUGGCUAAAGUGAUUCAUGAGAAAUGGAAAGAAUCUGUAAUGGAGCGACAAAGACAAGAAGAGGUAUCCUGUGGCAAGUUUAUGCGAGAUCCUUCCCUGGUUGGGCACAUUGGUCUCGAGAAUCCUGAACAAAAAUCAUCUCAGAGAACAGGCAAAAAAUUACUGAAGUCUUUAGCAGCACCUGAAAUGCUACCCUUAUUGGAUCAUUGGAACACUCAAACUAAAAAAGUAUCACUCAGAGAAAUAAUGUCAGAAGAAAUUGCCUUACAGGAAAAACACGCUUUGAAAAGGGAGGCACUUAUGUUUGAAAAAGAUUGUGCCACUAAACUAAAGGAGAAGCAGCUCUUUAAGAUAUUUCCAGCCAUUAACCAAAAUUUUCUGGUGGACAUUUUCAAGGACCACAACUAUUCAUUAGAACACACAGUUCAGUUUCUAAACUGUGUUCUUGAAGGAGACCCUGUAAAAACAGUUGUAGCACAAGAGUUUGUUCACCAAAAUGAGAAUGUCACUUCUCAUACUACACAGAAGUCUAAGGAGAAAAAGGCAAAGAAAUCAAAAGAGCCUGAAGAUACACCAAGUGAACCAUCUUUCCAGGAUUUUGAGUACCCAGAGUAUAAUGACUACAGGGCAGAGGCUUUCCUGCACCAGCAGAAGAGGAUGGAAUGCUACAGCAAAGCAAAAGAAGCUUAUCGGAUGGGGAAAAAACACGUUGCCACGUUUUAUGCCCAACAGGGUAGUCUCCAUGAGCAGAAGAUGAAAGAAGCCAAUCACCUUGCUGCCGUGGAGAUUUUUGAGAAAGUCAAUGCCUCCCUGCUGCCACAGAAUGUUUUAGACCUCCAUGGGCUGCAUGUGGAUGAAGCUAUAGAACAUUUGAUGACAGUUUUACAGCAGAAAACUGAAGAAUUUAAGCAGAAUGGUGGUAAGUCCUCUCUCUCCGUGAUUACGGGGAGAGGAAACCACAGCCAGGGAGGAGUUGCUCGCAUCAAACCAGCCGUCAUGAAAUACCUCACAAGCCACAGCUUCAGGAAAUGACAAGAAAAGUCCAAGAAUAAAGAUCUGUUGAUGGAUAGAUUCCCUGAGGAUGUUUAUCAUUAGGUACCAACCUCCCCCUACUUCUAGUUUUAGUUAGUGUAGCAUAUUUUGUUUAUGCCAUGUAAUAAAAUUUUGUUUGGCCACAUUAUAGAAAAUGGUAGCAUUAAUUCUGAGCAUGAAAACAGAUGACAUUUUAGAGUUUCUGUUAAGAAAGGAAUAGUUAACAUUAUCAUGUUGGGAUUGAUGGUCUAUUGUAGAGACUAGUGUUUUUUAAAUUUUACACCGAGGGACUUGGAAGCAUUUCAUGGCCUGAUGAAUCAGACUUAAUGAUUAUGUUAGAGAUUUCUUUUUAGUACUCACUUACUGCAUAGAAAUAAUGUAAUGCAGACAUCAUCUUAUCCCUCAUACAGCAUGCUUUUCUUCAUGAAGGUCAAAUUCAGGCUUGAGAGUUUUGAAAAAUCUUAAAUAACUACUAAGGAGUAACCCCUAGCCUUAGAGUUAUUUAUUUUUACAGUGGAUUAAAAGGUGCAUAAGCAUAGAUAUUGGUCCUGGAUGAUUGACUUAAUAAAGGAGAAUACUUUGAUAGUAAAUAUUAUAUUUAGCAUAGAGACUUGGAAUUGAUUACAUGCAUGAUAUAGUCCUUAACCAGUUUGAAAUUUUUACCUAAAAUAACUCUUUUCUCAUUUCUGUAGGUUCUCUGAAAUUAAACCAGGGUGCUUGAAAGUCAUGCUAAAGUAAAAUAAACAUCCUUGACUUAGAAGUGUGAAGAUUUGUAGGUUAAAAUUACUUUUAUUUGCGGUAAAUUUAGUCAGUUUUACUGUAAAUGUGUUUAUUAGAAAUGUCCACUUAUAAUAAAAACAUGAUGAUGUUUUUCAGAAUUCAAGAGAAGUUUAAUUUUCUACUGAAUCAAAUGCCAAAUAUGUUGUCUGUUAAAAAUAUUAAAGAGAAUUUUUAUUGAUUAUAAAAUGUCUAAGAAAAGUGUCCGCUGCAGUUUUAAAGUUUGAAGUGCUCUGAUUCUUUCUCAGAAAAUGUUACCUUUGUAUUAAUUGUUGUUUAACAUUUAGUAAAAUCCUAAAGGCAUCAUUGAAAGAUAUUUUAAAGUGCUUUGAGACCUGGUUCAUGCCCAUCAAAGCCUCGUAUUAAAAGAAGGAGAAGAAGAAGAAGUAGUAGUAGUAGUAGUAGUAAUGAAAGAAAGGAAAUCUAACAAAAACACUAGAAUACUUUUUGAUUUCAAAACUAAAUACAAAAAAAAAUGUUUCAUUUUGCCAUAUCCUACAGGAAGGAAGACAUGCCGUUUGCACUUUCUUCUGUUUUGUAUAUGAUAUUGAUCUCUUACCUUUUGUUCUGUGUGUGUGCAUUUUCUAGGAGGAAAGUUGGAGCCUGAGAUUAUAUUACAGUUUUAUUACCUUCCGUAGGCAGAAAAGUUUUUAGAGAAGAAAUGGUUAGAUAAUCUACAAAGUAUUGGUGUCUUAUAGAACUGCUUCUAGAGCUGUCUGUGUAAAUGGUAUUUAAGAUGGUACUAAAGAGCUAUAUUUUAUAUUUGAAGCAUAUGAUUUCUAAACUGCAGUAGGUCGAAGUCCUCUAUUAGUUUAAAGCAAAUAGAAAACAUUUUUGAUACAAUCCUAAAAGGAAUCUUUACAAUUUAAAAGUUUUUUACCUUUGUUUUUAAAAUGAGCCAACUUUCUGAAGAGAAACUUUCAUUGACUUCUUUUUUUGUGUGUGAGCUAAAAAGUCCUGUUAGUACGUCAAUUAUAAUUUCAUUUACACAAGUUUAAUGUGGUAAAGUAUAAUUUCCCAACAUGAAACGAUGGCUUAAAUAAAUUUGACUUUGGAUAUGGAGAAUAUUUCCAACAUACAUAAUUUAACAAAACGGUUGUGUUGCUUUUUGAUAAGCUUAAAAAUAAUCUGGAUCAAGAAUUACAGGGUUGAGCUGUUACUGAAAGAAUCCCGAAUUACAGAAUGAUUUCCCAAAAGAACAGACAUUUUAAUGAAAAUAAAACUCAAAAACACGUUUUUAUAUAUCAUGAAAGCAUGCUUUUAAAGAGCUGUAUCAUUAAAUUUAUUUCCACAAAAAUAAAAAUGUUUAUUAUUUAGAAAUGGUUAGUGAGUGGUAUUGAAAUACUCUUAUGUUUGAUAAUAAUUUGUUAAAAAAAGAAAAAAUGCCAACAGUUUAGCAUGUUUUUUGUAAUGUCUAGAAGAGUUGUAUACAUUAAAAAUAAAGCAAUUCAUUUCGUGAACUUAUUAUAAAACUACAGUUGUUAAUGAAAUAAAAUAUUUCUAUGUAUAAAUUAAUAUGAUUUAAGAAAUGUGAAUAACAAUGCUAAAACCUGGAGUUAGAGUGUGUCCAGCUGCAUACUCGCUUUCCGUGUUUUUAUGUUUCCUCACCCUGUUUAAAAAAGCAUCGCUUUUGUGCACUUCAGCUAGAUUUAUUUCAGUGUUAUUAUAACUAUGAUUAACAUGGGAGCAAUCAAAAAGAAAAAGGGGUGAGGUAUUUUGUGGGCAGAAACCGAAUGAAAGAAGCUAUGUUUUCUGCUGUACCAACCUUAAUUUUAGGCUUUAUUUUGGUAAAUCUAGGAUGUUUUUCUUAAUCAUCAUUUAUAAGUAUAUAGGCAAAUUUUGAGCAUCUUGUGUUUUUAUGAAGUUGUUUAAUUUUAAACUGCCUCCCACCCCACCGUCUAACAUAGUUUAAACAACACAUAAUUAUGAAAGAAAAUCUUAUAGUUGCUCCUUUCUUGUUUUGCCCAUUUCUAAAUCCUGUAUGCCAAAGGUUCGGGGAUUAUCAAAUUCUUUUCUUGCUCCUUUCCAAAUCAUCUGUGCCAAAAGUAAAGACAGUGUGGGGAUUAUCGAAGUUUUCAGGUACUGGUAUAUUUGUGCUAAUACAUGACUCAUUAGAAUGGCUCUUUGCAAGUGCAUUGAUCUUCUAAAAGUAUAACACUUCUGUAGUUUCGAAGGUUUUAGUAACAAUUAGAUCUUUUCAGUAGUCUCUCACCUGUAUCUACCAGGAGAAAAAAAGAGAACUAAUGUGGAACCCACAGGGGAAGUGGGUUGGAACUGAGGCGACUCUUUUAACAGUAUUUUCAAUUCAUCCACUUCCUUACUUCAACACUGAGAGUUGGAAGCAUGUUGUCUUAGAUUUAUUGGCUGUUCAUAUAUCUCUAUAUUAUUUUCAAGUUUCAUCAAUUUAUUUGUGUUUCCAUAUACUAUUUGGAAUUCUAUGGCCUUUAAAUAUAGGACAUAUUAUACAGUAGAAAUUCUGACUUAUAAUUUAAAGUGUCAUGUAUAUUAUAACACAUUUUGAGAAGAAAAGUGAACAGUUCUCUUGGAUUGUUUCCAGUCCUUAUUUUGGUCUUUCUCCUUCAAGUGUUUUGUUUGCUUAGAAAAAAAGUACAUAUAUAAUAGCAAGAUUGGUUAUUUCUGAGCUGGAAAUUGGAAGCUUUGAGACUCAGGAAAUUGCUCUGACAAUGUUUUAACUGCUCUCAAUUUAAGAAAAUGACAAAAUGUAU
Messenger RNA from Zalophus californianus (California sea lion), 9117 nucleotides. It is a transcript of the gene N4BP2, whose product is annotated as NEDD4 binding protein 2. NCBI's taxonomy places the organism in Eukaryota, Metazoa, Chordata, Mammalia, Carnivora, Otariidae. The coding region runs from base 128 to 5614 and encodes 1828 amino acids. Gene Ontology annotation, molecular function: ubiquitin binding. The record is from RefSeq and is a predicted model, not a curated record. The transcript has 16 exons.